Messenger RNA from Pteronotus mesoamericanus, 1996 nucleotides. It is a transcript of the gene GRHL1, whose product is annotated as grainyhead like transcription factor 1. Lineage: Eukaryota; Metazoa; Chordata; Mammalia; Chiroptera; Mormoopidae. Bases 1 to 1893 code for a protein of 630 amino acids. Gene Ontology annotation, cellular component: nucleus. The transcript is spliced from 16 exons. Gene Ontology annotation, molecular function: DNA-binding transcription activator activity, RNA polymerase II-specific; RNA polymerase II cis-regulatory region sequence-specific DNA binding. Gene Ontology annotation, biological process: regulation of transcription by RNA polymerase II. The record is from RefSeq and is a predicted model, not a curated record.
AUGACACAGGAGUACGACAACAAACGGCCAGUGUUGGUCCUUCAGAAUGAGGCGCUUUACCCGCAGCGGCGCUCCUACACCAGCGAGGACGAAGCCUGGAAGUCCUUCCUGGAAAACCCUCUCACCGCAGCAACCAAGGCGAUGAUGAGCAUCAAUGGGGACGAGGACAGCGCAGCCGCGCUUGGCCUGCUCUACGACUACUACAAGGUCCCAAGGGAGAGAAGGUCAUCGACAGCAAAGGCCGAUGUGGAGCACCCAGAGGCAGAUCACAGCAAAAGAAACAGCAUGCCAAAUGUGACCGAGCAGUCCCUCAUUUCCACCGGAGACAACAGAGUGCAAGUGCUGAAAAAUGUGCCAUUUAACAUCGUCCUUCCCCAUGGCAACCAACUGGGCAUCGAUAAGAGAGGCCAUCUAACGGUUCCUGACACAACAGUCACUGUCUCCAUAGCAACAAUGCCCACCCACUCCAUCAAGACGGAAACCCAGCCCCACAGCUUCGCUGUGGGGAUCCCUCCGGCGGUGUACCACCCCGAGCCCACCGAGCGCGUGGUGGUGUUUGACCGCAACCUUAAUGCUGACCAGUUCGGCUCCGGCGCUCAGCCCCCGAAUGCUCAGAGGCGCACUCCAGACUCCACCUUCUCGGAGACCUUCAAGGAAGGCGUGCAGGAGGUUUUCUUCCCCUCGGAUCUCAGUCUGCGGAUGCCUGGCAUGAACUCAGAGGACUAUGUUUUUGACAGUGUUUCUGGGAACAACUUUGAAUAUACGCUGGAAGCCUCAAAGUCGCUUCGGCAGAAGCCGGGAGACAGCACUAUGACCUACCUGAACAAAGGCCAGUUCUAUCCGGUCACUUUAAAGGAAGCGAGCAGCAGCGAGGGAAUCCACCACCCCAUCAGCAAAGUGCGGAGUGUGAUCAUGGUGGUUUUUGCCGAGGACAAGAGCAGGGAGGACCAGCUGAGGCACUGGAAGUACUGGCACUCCCGGCAGCACACGGCCAAACAAAGAUGCAUUGACAUAGCUGACUACAAAGAAAGCUUCAAUACCAUCAGCAACAUCGAGGAGAUUGCUUAUAAUGCCAUUUCUUUCACUUGGGACAUUAACGAUGAAGCAAAGGUUUUCAUUUCUGUGAACUGCUUAAGCACAGACUUCUCUUCCCAGAAGGGCGUGAAGGGGCUGCCUCUGAACAUUCAGAUCGACACCUACAGUUACAACAACCGCAGCAACAAGCCCGUGCACCGGGCCUACUGCCAGAUCAAGGUCUUCUGCGACAAGGGAGCUGAGCGGAAAAUCAGGGAUGAAGAACGAAAACAAAGCAAAAGAAAAGGCAAGUGCACUGACCCCAGCUCCCAGUUGAACGCCUUUUCUGAUGUCAAAGUGCCGCUGCUUCCCUCUCACAAGCGAAUGGACAUCACGGUCUUCAAGCCCUCCGUCGACCUCGACACCCAGCCUGUCCUCUUCAUUCCCGACGUGCACUUCGCCAACCUUCAGCGGGGCCCUCACGUCCUUUCUGUUGCCCCAGAAGAACUGGAGGGUGAAGGAUCGAACUUGAAAAGGGGGCCCUUUGGGUCAGAAGACGACUUUGUGAUCCCGCCUCCUGCUAAGCUAGCCCGCGUCGAAGAACCGAAGAGAGUGCUGCUGUAUGUGCGGAAGGAGUCAGAAGAGGUCUUCGAUGCCCUGAUGCUCAAGACCCCGUCUCUGAAGGGCCUGAUGGAAGCUAUCGCUGACAAAUACGAUGUUCCCCAUGACAAGAUCGGGAAAAUAUUCAAGAAAUGUAAAAAAGGGAUCCUGGUGAACAUGGACGACAACAUUGUGAAGCACUACUCCAACGAAGACACCUUCCAGCUGCAGAUGGAAGAGGUGGGGGGGUCCUACAGGCUCACCCUCACAGAGAUCUGAGGGCGUCCUGGCCCCAGGUCCCCACAAGUUCAAUGAAGGUGUCACAGAAGUCCUGUUGCUUGCCGAGCCGUCGGGGCGCUGGCCAGCUGCCUUCCAAACUCAC